UCAGUUAGUUCUAGCGCAGCAGCAGUGUUUGGAUGUGCUCAGAGUGUGUCCGCGACUAUGUCGUAGUGUCCGUAGUGACAGUAGUUUGUUCCGCAAAAAGCAGUGACGGAAAUAAUCAUUAGAUGGUGAAGAUGUCGGUCAUGCAGAUGCAGCAGGCGAAACGUCAGCAUUGCUACUUGUGCGACCUGCCCAGGAUGCCGUGGGCCAUGGUCCAUGACUUCUCCGAGCCCGUCUGUCGAGGGUGCGUCAACUACGAAGGCGCCGACAGGAUCGAGAUCGUCCUGGAGACGGCACGGCAGAUGAAACGAGCCCAUGGCUUCCAAGAGCAGCGCUCAGCUUCGCAUAAGAGCCACCGGACGGCCGCCUCCAGCCAUGAGCACCAGAACGGCGAAGUGGUGGCGACGUCCAGCCGACAACAACCCGCCACGCACCAUUCGGGAACGUACAGCUUGCACCAUCCGCGUUCCGGGAUGUUGGCGGACUACCAAGCCCAGCAGCAGCCGCUGCCGCCCCGCGGAACGGCCAUACCCAGACCGCAACAGAUGGAGACCACACAGGAGCCUGAGGCGUUAGUUGCACGACCUACGGUCAGGCUGCCCACAGCCACGCACUUGGCCCAUCACCAACUCCAGAGUCAUCACCAUUCGGCCAAUGGCAGGCCCGGAUUGCCGCAGCAGGGCUUGAAACGGGGCUUGUCCGCCGCUGAUGAUGAUGAUCAUCACGGCUUGCAUCACGCCAACGGCGAUAUGAAUGGAGCUAAGAGGAUGAUGUCGGUGGAGGAGCACAGCAAUGCGGUUCGACCUCCGCUGACUAGAGGCGAAUCACUUCCGGCGGUUUCGCUGGCGCAACCGUUCGUCGUUUCGACGGAGAGGACCUUCAAGCAGGAGAAACAUCCUCUCAGGACGGCUUCGUUCGACACCGCCACCGCCUUCAAACCCAAUGUCCCCGUUUCAGUGGCGAGUGCUAAUGGUUCCAGUUCGGGGUCUCCCUUGAACAACCGCACGGGUUCGCCCCCCGACCCCAACGCUGGUACCACCCAGCAAACCCAGCAAUCCGGGGGUACGGGCCAAAGCCCCAUGGCGGCCCUUAUGUCAGUGGCUGAUAAUUUACCCCCGGGGAGCCCCCGAUCGGCCGGCGGGAGCCCCCCGAGCAGUGCAGCCCCUCGAUCGGCCUCGAGAGGGUCGCAACACUCGCCGAAUUCGACAGAUCUUGUAGGUUCGUCGAGUGGCAGGAGAUCGUCGGGCUCUCGCCACGUGUCUUCGACCACGGUCACCUCGACGGAAGCUGGGGGCGUUAUGGGGCCUAAUGCCGAGUCUAUGACCGGAAGUGGCGAUAGCGUCGCCCCCACAGCACCGGCCACCACGGCCACUUUGAAGUGCACUCUGUGCCAGGAGAGACUGGAAGACACGCACUUUGUCCAGUGCCCGUCUGUACCUCACCACAAGUUUUGUUUCCCUUGCAGUCGCGAGAGUAUCAAGAGACAAGGGGCUGGCUCUGAGGUGUACUGCCCUAGUGGUGAAAAGUGCCCAUUAGCGAACUCGAACGUGCCGUGGGCAUUUAUGCAAGGCGAAAUAGCGACGAUACUCGGCGAAGAGUACAAAGUGAAGAAAGAGCGGGAGACUUAAUAUUGGAUGUGCUAAGUACGAAGUACGAGGCUCUCUUUAACUCGACAACAGUCGAGACAUGUCUCUUUUACAAAAUGAAAGAGAUGAUUUGUUGAAAAGUUGCUGGCGAAAGUCUGAAGAUGGUGGAUUAGUAAAAAAUACGGUUUGUCGGUUAACGGUUGAUUGUUAAAUUGAAGCGAAGAAGGCUGUGUCGAAUAUAUUAGUUUUAUCUUGGACGAAUCGUCCAUCUGUCCGUCUUAUGAUUGUGUACCCACCGAAUUAAAAGUAAAAACAAAAAAAAAACAUGGCUAACGUCGCCGAAAAUGUACAUAUAAAAGAGUCGGGUAGUGAAAAGAUUUCGUUUUGUUUAUUUGUUUCAAGUCAAUUUCUGCCUAAACUUCUUCUGAUUUGUGUAUUGGACGUUUUACUUUGUAAAUAUUGUACAUAAAAAUCGUGCUAAAAUUUGCAAAAAAUGUACAAAAUAUAUUAUUUAAGUUAGUUUAGUCUUGAAGGAAUAAAUUUAAUACGCACAACUAGCCAGUACGGAUUUAUACCUUUUGUAACAAACUACUUGUCUAGUUGUUAGUGUGAAAUUUAUUUAUUUGGAGUAUGACUACGUUUUAUUUUUUCGUUUAAAACUAUUCAUACUAUAAAAGGCCUCUUACUGAAAAGCUGUAAAUAUUGUAUAUUCAUCAGCUAUUUAACGACAUGAAAAUCGACCAGAUUUUAAAAAUGCCGUUCUUAUUAGUUUAGAAACUUCGUUAUUAAUGGUACACUUGGGCCAUGGCUUUUUUUAAUUUAUGGAAAGUAACCUAGUCAAAACGUGAAGUGUCUCACACUUCAUUUAUAGGAACUCAAAACUCGCUGGUAUAUUGUAAGAACGAUAAUUAAAGAAAAUCCUUGAUUAAAAUAACAUUUAACUUGUAUAUUUAUACCAUGUUUAAUGUUCAAGGUCUCCUCACAUUUGUUUGCUUGUUUAGUGAGAAUAGAACAGUUCAAGAAAUUUUUUCAUUUCCCAUCAGUCGCUUUAAAUCAGUUUAUUCUUCCUAAACAAAGCUUCAAACGAAACGACCACAUUGAAUUAUUGUAUAGACCUUGUAAAUAAAUACUUGUAUUACCCUAAAACGACAUUGUUAACCCCAUUCAUUGACAGAAGCAACCGCUCCACUUGGAUUUUUCGCAAACGUUACGCAAGGUCUCGCAGCAGGUCGCGAACUUUUCAACGAAUUUUUAACACUGUUGUGAUUUUUUGCGUAGCGUUGCCACCCCUGAAAUAUUGUGAGUUUCACGUCCAUCAGAAGUGAGGGAUUACAUUUUUACUUCUUUGGCCCUAAAAUAGAGGACUUGUAACAUUGAGAGUUUUGAAAUUUGUGAUAAAUGCACAGAUAUUUGUAUUGACAAUGUCAAUCUUGUACAUUUUGUAGUUGUUAAUUUGUAUAACAACUGACAUCUAAUUUGUUUGGAAAGCUUGUAUAAUCUUUGCUGUUAGUGGAUGUCAAAUAAAAUGAGAUAAUCAAUGUC
Messenger RNA from Tribolium castaneum (red flour beetle), 3125 nucleotides. RefSeq names its product interferon regulatory factor 2-binding protein 2. The transcript is spliced from 4 exons. Lineage: Eukaryota; Metazoa; Arthropoda; Insecta; Coleoptera; Tenebrionidae. Bases 123 to 1625 code for a protein of 500 amino acids. Gene Ontology annotation, molecular function: transcription corepressor activity. Gene Ontology annotation, biological process: regulation of transcription by RNA polymerase II. Gene Ontology annotation, cellular component: nucleus. The record is from RefSeq and is a predicted model, not a curated record.